Apis cerana (Asiatic honeybee) is the source of this 2263-nucleotide messenger RNA. It is a transcript of the gene FucTB, whose product is annotated as alpha-(1,3)-fucosyltransferase 10. Gene Ontology annotation, cellular component: membrane. NCBI's taxonomy places the organism in Eukaryota, Metazoa, Arthropoda, Insecta, Hymenoptera, Apidae. Gene Ontology annotation, molecular function: alpha-(1->3)-fucosyltransferase activity. The record is from RefSeq and is a predicted model, not a curated record.
UAAAUAUUCUUCUAAUUCUAAAUAACAUAAUUUUAAUAGUAUAAAAAUUUAUUGAAAUAUAUUCUUUUUUAUUUACAUAUCUUGUAAUAUAAAUGUAAAAAUUGAAUUAUUAAAGCAAUAAUAUUAUAAAUAAAAAAUAAUAUUAAUAUAUUAUAUUAUUAUAAUAAUAAUAUUAUAAAUAAAAAAUAAAAAGUUUAUGAUUAGUAAUAAAAUUUAAUUACAAAACUUUUUAAUGACAUUUAAUAUUUUAAAAUAACUCAUAUAUUAUAUUUAUCUUUAUUACUUUAUUUAAAUAUAAAAUUAUUUUAUUUUUUUAUACAUAAUUUAUUUCAGUUUCAAUUAUAAUAAAUAAUUACAAAUUAUAUAUUGUAAAAAUUAAUAACUAAUUUUUUAUUAUAAGAAAUUGCUUUUUUUUAUAAAAAUAUGACAAAACAUUUAUAACUUAACCUCAAAUUUAUUUUAGUUUUUACUAUGCAAUACAAAUUAUUUAUGUCUUGUUAAAUUUUUAAAACAUUUUUUAAAAAAUAUUUUUUUAAAAAAAUAAUAUUAUAAUUAUAAUAAAAUUUAAGUAAUUAUAUAACAUAAUAUAAAAUUUAUUGUAAAGAUAGCAAUAAGAAUAAAUAAUGUUUUAAAAACAAACAAUAUAUUAUUUUACUAAAAUAUAAAUGUGAUAUAAAUGUUAAUAAUAUGUUAAAAUGUAAUAUUUUAAUCAAAAUAAAAAAAUAAAUUAUUAAGAAAACAGUAUAACUAAAAUAAAUAUUUUAUUAAUCAUAAAAAUUAUUAACUAUAAAAUGCUGUAUUUUUAUUUUUCGCGAAGAAUAUAUUUUAUAUUUGUAACAAUUGUUGCUCUAAGUUUGAGUAUAAUAAUUUAUCAGAUAUAUUUAAUUCAAAUUGGUAAUAAAUUACAUUAUUCAGACGUACCUGUAAUUUUAUGGUGGACACCUUUUGGAAAUGAUGAAAAAUUACGGGACUGUGAAAAUUAUCAAUGUUAUUUCACAAGUAAUCGAUCUUUUCAAUAUUAUAAUCAAGUAAAGAGUUUCCUGUUUUAUGGUAGCAGUUUUCAAAUUAAUGAUUUACCAAAAUGGAAAUCCAAUGAGAUUCCAUGGGGUUUAUUUCAUGAAGAAUCUCCUAGAAAUAAUCCAAUCUUAGUCCAAGAGGAAACUCUGAAUCUUUUUACAUAUUCCUCAACAUUUAGUAGAUUUAGUGAUAUACCUCUUACUCUUGUAGAUCUACCUGGAAUUACAGAAUUAUUAAGUAGAAAAUAUUUUGUAUCGACCAAACAAAAAACUAAAUUAAUGUAUGAAAAAAAUUUAGCACCAUUACUUUACAUACAAUCUAAUUGCGAUACUGCAAGUAAUAGAGAUAAUUAUGUAGCUGAAUUAAUGAAAUAUAUACAUGUAGAUUCAUAUGGUACAUGUUUAAAUAAUGCUCAACUUAAUAAAAGAUUAAAGGAAAAUUACCUUGAAGUAUUAAAUAGAGAAGAUUUUCUUUCAUUCAAUGCCAAUUAUAAGUUUACAAUAGCUUUUGAAAAUGCAGUCUGUGACGAUUAUAUCACUGAAAAAUUAUGGAGGCCUCUUAUUGUUGGAUCUAUACCUGUAUAUUAUGGAUCACCAUCAUUUAAAGUAUUAGUUAAAAUUUAUAAUGAUUGGCUUCCAAAUAAUAUGUCUGCUAUUUCAAUACUUGAUUUCAAAGAUCCAAGAAGUUUAGCCAACUUUUUGUACAAUCUUUCUAAUAAUGAAAUUGAAUAUAAUAAAUAUUUAUCACAUAAAUUAAUUGAUAAUUAUGAUAUACAUAAUGAAAGAUUAAAAAAGGCAUUAAAAAAAAAUAAAAAAUUGCUAUCCAAUGAAUUUGGAAAUUAUGUUGAAGAAUUUGAAUGUUAUGUUUGUAAAAAUAUACAUAAAAAAAAAAAAACAAAAAUUAUUAAUAAGAAACAUUAUAAUUGUCCAUUGCCAAAAAAUCCAUUAACAAAUAAAAUUGAUUAUUCUAAUUCAUGGACGAGACAAUGGAUUUUAGAAAAAUGUAGUGCAAAAAUAUUAAAUUAUUAUCUCCAAAAUAAUCUUACAAUUAAUAUGGAAAAUUUUGAAAGAGAUAAAAUAAAAUUAUAUGAUAGAAAUGAAUGUUAAUCUAAAAAAUUAUUAUUUUAUAUAUGUAAUAAUAAAUUAUAUAUUUGUAUUUUUUUAUUUUCAUUAUAAAUUUUGAUACAUAAUCUAUAUUUUUACAAUAAAAAUAAUAUUUAUAAAAUUAAUAAAAAUCUAAAAAAUUU